AUGACCCCAUACUCAUGGAUUAUACUUACUCACAUGUUUAGUAGUGGAGCCAUCUUUAGCCAGGAUGCCAUCCUUAAGCUAUUAGAUCACCCCACUCAAACCGAAUUGACUAUGUGAUUAAAGUAGAGGCAUCUUCGUAAUCAACAUAGAAAUAUUCUUAACAAAAAUAACAGUGUAUUUGCGUAGUAUCUCUCUCAACCUCAAUGGCGCGGACGAUGCCGGUAUGGCCUGCUUCCCGAGCGUGGUCCAGCGAGUUACGGUGAAAGCAGUUGGGCAGAAGGGGGUUCGCUGGAGAAAGGGGACCAAUCAUGAAGAACCCGUCAGGAGAGAAGUCUGAGAAUUCUGGAAGUUAA
Molecule: messenger RNA, 353 nt
Organism: Spirodela intermedia
Lineage: Eukaryota; Viridiplantae; Streptophyta; Magnoliopsida; Alismatales; Araceae
Source: the annotation of a GenBank genome assembly